Melitaea cinxia (Glanville fritillary) is the source of this 908-nucleotide messenger RNA. Its product is annotated as GPN-loop GTPase 2. Gene Ontology annotation, cellular component: cytoplasm. The transcript has a single exon. The record is from RefSeq and is a predicted model, not a curated record. Gene Ontology annotation, molecular function: GTPase activity. The coding region runs from base 12 to 887 and encodes 291 amino acids. Lineage: Eukaryota; Metazoa; Arthropoda; Insecta; Lepidoptera; Nymphalidae.
AAUAUAUCAGAAUGUUCAAGACUGUAAAUAAAUAUUAUGGUCAAUUAGUUCUUGGACCACCUGGAGCAGGAAAGACAACAUACUGCGGUGAAAUGUCAAAAUUAUUAGAAAGUGUAGGAAGAAAAGUUAUCUUAAUCAAUUUGGACCCUGCUAACGAUUGUGUCUCUUACACACCUACAAUAGAUAUAAGAAAUCUUAUAGUCCUCGAGGAUGUUAUGGAUCAAUACAAUUUAGGUCCGAAUGGAGGUUUAGUUUAUUGUAUGGAGUAUUUAGAAAAAAACAUUGAUUGGUUAUUAGACCAAAUUAAAGGAGAAAACUCUACUAACUUCAUAUUCGAUCUUCCUGGUCAAGUAGAACUUUAUAGUCACCAUGAUUCAAUUCAUAAAAUAUUUUCCAAGUUAGCUAGUUGUGUACAAAUUCAAUUGUGCGUUGUGCAUUUAAUUGACUCACACCAUUGUUCAGAUGCUGGCAAAUUUAUAGCAGCUUUAAUAUUAUCCUUAAACGCAAUGUUAAAAAUUGCUUUACCGCACAUUAACUUGCUGACUAAAGUUGAUUUAUUAAAAAAGCAUGUUGAUAAAUUAGAAUUUAACAUAGAUUUUUACACAGAGGUUUUAGAUUUAAAUUAUCUACUUGAUAGCUUAGACAGUGAUAAAUUUACAAAGAAGUAUAAAAAACUUAACAGUGCAUUAGUAUCCAUUAUUGAAGAUUACAGUUUAGUUUCUUUCCAGCUUGUAGAUAUGUUCAAAAAGCAAAGUUUAAUUAAUGUAAAAAAUUUGGUAGAUAAGGCCAAUGGGUAUGUUUUCAAAUCAGAUGAAGGUAGACAUAUAAAUAGUAUGUUGGCAUGUGCUAUGGGAGUUCAUGAUAAAUAUGAUAUUGACGUUGAAUAAAUAUUUGCUUUCUUGUAAUUA